Closterium sp. Naga37s-1 is the source of this 7641-nucleotide messenger RNA. NCBI's taxonomy places the organism in Eukaryota, Viridiplantae, Streptophyta, Zygnematophyceae, Desmidiales, Closteriaceae. The record is from the annotation of a GenBank genome assembly.
AUGCCGGUGCCUAUCGGCAAUCCCGGGGACCUACUGUACACAUGCAUUCUCAAGAACGCGUGGGGUGCGGAGGUGUCUCCGCUGCACGACGUGCCCCUAUUCUCCUCUUCCGCCAGUUUCCACUUCGUCUGCCUCUGUCCACGUGGCUCCACGUACGACAUGGCCAUUUCGUUAACCGAACGUCUCAGCCCGUUAAAGUCUCGCCUCGUUAACAGAAACCUCUCGCGCUUGUCAGAGCCAUCUCCAUGGCAUUUCGGCUUGCUGCCGCAGACCCUAGCAAACGAGGAAUUUCCAUCGGAAGUUGCCGGCUUGUCGAACGACAACCAGCCGCUCGAUGCGAUCGAAUUAGGGUUCGGCGUGCGACAGGUGGGCGACGUGUACGAGGUGCGACCCAUCGGCGCGUUUGGGCUCGUCGACCCGCUCACCAGGGCGCUUUCGUGGAAAGUUCUGGUGGUAGCGUGGGACGACCCGCUGUUCGGGCGCGCGACGGGCCUGGACGACGUGGAGUCGCUUUUCCCGGGGGUCACGGAUCGCUUGCGCACAUGGCUCGCGCGCUACCGCUCGAGGCCGGGACGAGCCCCCAAGGCGCAGGCGGUGUUUGCGCAGGGCGGGCGGCCGGCGUCCCCCGACACGGUGAUGCGCGUAGUGGCGGAGGCGAACGCGUGCUGGCAGCUCUUCAAGGCCACGCGCUGGCCCGACGCGCCCGCGCUCCCCGCCGCUGCUGCCGCUGCGCCCACCUACGACCAGCCGCAGCAGCAGCAGCAGCAGCAGCAGCAGCAGCAGCAGCAGUGGGAAGAGGAGGUGCGGGUGGGAGCAGGCGGAGUGGCUUCGAGUCGCCGGCGGCGCAGCAGCCGCGGCAGCAGCGUGAGCAGUGGCGCUGGGAGCGGGGGUGGGGACAGCGGAAGCGUGGUGGAGUGGGGCGGGGGAGCACAGGUGCUGCGGAUAGAGGGGGCGAUGGAGGGCGAGAGAGAGGCGGGCGCGGGCGCGGAGAGACGCGGGAUGGAGAGGGGCGCAGGAAUGGACGGGUGGAGGGGCAGGGGGGGUGGCAUGGCGCAAGCAGGUCCAGCUCUUGACGCGGAUGCGCGUCACGGUGUUGACCGUCAGUUUGAGCGGCUGAUGCAACCUGAGCUGUCGGACGCUGCACGCGCUGACAGCUUCGCGCACCGCUCGUUUGAAGAACACCACCAUCCCUACGAAGAGUAUUCGUUUAGCGAGCACUCGUUAGUGGAUCACUCGCGAGACAGCUCGUUAGACGGAGGAGCCGUGCAGCGGCGCGCACUGGGAGGCGAAGCGGGGUGGGACAGCCCCGACAGAACCGCCGCCUGGGCCGCGCAAGACGCCCGCGCGCACGCCGCGGAAGGGAGGGGGAUCUGGGAUGGGGUGAGCGGGGGGAGGGAUGUGCCAGGCGGAGUGGAGGGGGGAGGGGCAGGGGAUUGGCGCGGGGCGCAUGGGGGGGGGCGGUUGGAGGACGGGGUGGCGGCAGGCGCGCGGGAGCUGAGCUUUGCACGGGGCGUGGCUCAUGGUGGGGCGGGCUGCGACGAUGGGCAGCGAGGGGGUGAGUGGCGCGGGGCGGAGGGAUUCUUUGAUGGGGAGCGCGCGGAGGCGGGUGGAGCGGCGGAGGCAGAGCGGGAUGGGGGGACGUUUGGGAGGGGUUCAGGUGGGUUCGGGGUGCUAGAGGGUCCGCGUGUCGAUUUUCAGAUGGCGUGGGGUGCGAGGGACGAGGGGGACGAGGGGGACGUGGAGGAUGAUAGGGGCGCGGAGGACGAUAGGGGCGCGACCAUGUGGCACUCUGAUGGGUAUGCACGCGGUUAUACCACCUCCGAUGCUGACACUAGCGCGUGGGAGGGGCGCGAGGGGGACGACGGGGACGAGGAGGAGGAGGAGGAUGAAGAAGAGGAGGAGGAAGGUGAGGAAGAUGAGGAGGGAGAGGAGGAAGAGGGGGAGGAUGGUAUGUCGGUGAUGGAAAGGAGUGUGGAUGGGGAGGAGGAGAGGGGAGAGAGUGGCGCGGAGGAGAGUGCGGAGGGAAGUGAGGGGAGUGAGGAGGGGAGUGAGGAGGGGAGUGAGGAGGGGAGGGAGGAGGGGAGGGAGGAGGGGAGGGAGGAGAGCAAUGGGGAUGAGGGGUACAGAGAGGAGCAUGGGCAGGAGGGCGUAUGGAUGGGCCGCGCGCGAGACGGGAUCGUGGAUGAGGCUGGCAUGGGCGGCGGCAUGAGUGGGGACGCCGCCAGUAGCCCCACUGCCGCGCACCCUCCGCUCCCCUCCGCGCUGCACCCGCUCUUCAACCACGCGCACGCCCACCCCUCUGACCGCCGCCGCUCCUUCCCCCUCCACGCGCACCGCCACUCGCUCUCCCACAUGCACCACAUGCGCCUGCCGCCACACCAGCGCCAGCAGGCGCAGCAGAGGGCGCAGGCGGGGGUGGGCGCGGAGCGCCAGAUGCACAGGCAGGGCGCAUUAGACGAUGGCGCCAUGGCGGGCAGGGAAGGGUGGAUGGAGCCGAGCGGCCAAGCAGGGGCGGAGGGCGGGGUGGCGGGCGCAGGGGGCGGAAGGGUGUUCCGCAAGGCCAACUCCAGCUCGCCCCGCACGCUCAACCGCCCCUCCUCCGCCUCCAGCAGCCCGGGCAACGCGCCUGCGCGCCCCCCGGGGCAGGGGGGCGCGGCGCUGGAGCGCCCACUGGCGCCUCUGAGGAGAGACGCGGCGGCGCUCAUCCCGGGGCUGCUGAGGGCGCGGGGGAACGCGCAGGGGCGCAUCAUGCGCUCCCAGUCGCUCUGCCAGGGCGCGUUUGGGGACGUGCUGGGCGCCCAGAGCAGCGGAUCGCCUGGGGACCCCUCCCAUGCUGCUGGCGGUGCUGGUGGUGCUGGUUGUGGUGCGGUGGGUGGGGGUGCAGAUGGCAGCGGGGAGGUGCUGGAGCGGUCGAGGUCGUUCACAUCCGCGGAUGGAACUGGAGGGGUGCCGCAGUGGGUGCAGCAGCGGCUGCAGCAGAACAUGUGGCAGGAGCAGGCGGGGCUGCGGCAGCAGCAGUCACAGCAUCACCACCAGCAGCAGGAGCUGCAGCUGCAGCAGCGGCAGGAGCAGGAAGAGCAGCAGGAGGAAGAGCAGGAGGAGCAGGAGGGGAGCAGAGGGCGCAUGGCAGCACACGGAGCAUGGAUGCACGGGGAGCAGCAGGCGUCAGUGCCGCCACUCCCCCCUGCACCCGCCGCUACAAGCGCGCCCCCCAUGCCUCCCCGCUGGCCCCCCAACGCCCACUCCCCCUCGCCCGCCUCUGCAGUCGCACGCUCCUCCUCAUCCCCCGCGCACGUCCCUGUUCCACCCGCUGCCACGGCUACCAUUCCCCCCCAGCACCACCCCCCUGCCCCACAGCACCACAUGCGGCGAUCUCGCUCCAUGUCCCAGUCCGCGUUCGGCCCGUCCCUGCCCUUCCUCUCCCUCGCCCACCCCUCCCAUGCUCUCUCCCUUGCCUCCGCGCCACCGCCGCUGCCCCCGCCAUCACAGCAGCAGCAGCAGCAGCAGCUGGUUUCCCCGUCCCGUUUAAAACUCUCUCAGAGCUACAAUGCUGGGGAGGGCACCGUCCCUUCUUCCUCCCCUGCUCACACACACAACCUCACCCAGCGACCCCUCUCACAAAUGCAGCGCCGCCACACCCUCCCCCCGCGCGUGCUCGAUGGCACCCCUGGGGGGGUUGUAGCAGGCGGGGGAAAGGGGAGCGGAGCGGAGGGGGAGCAGCAGGGGGAGUCUGAGCGCGGGGGAGGCAGUUGGGGUGAUCGGACGAAAGGGGGAGAGGGCGAGGAGGAGGACGAGUUUGUGAGGGCGGCAGCAGCAGUGUCAGGGGUGGAUGUGCUGGUGCUGGGGAGGGCAGCGCGGGGCACAGGCGUGAGCGGUCCAGCAGAGAGCAGCAGCCGGGGCAUGCUGGGGAUAGUGGGUAGAGGGGGAAUGGGGGGAAUGGCCAGCAGCAUUGCAGAAACAAGCGGAUUGAGGCAAAACUUUCAGUCGCAUUCGCAGCCAGCCUCCCCCCCGGUCCCUCGCACCCUCGACCCCUUCUCUUCUGCAAUCGCAAGCAGUGCGGUGCAGAUGGGCGCCAGGAGUGCCGGCAUGGGUGCAGGAGUAGCAGUGGCAGCAGGGCGUGGCGUGGGCAGGGGAAGGGGAAUGAGGGCGCGGAGCAUGUCAGGUGACUUCUCACACAUGUCCAUGCUCGCACUCCUGGGCACGCAGACACAGCCACAGGCACAGCCGCCACCUGUGCCCCUAGUCGCACAGGCACAGCCCGCCGACGUCCCCUCUUUCCAGCGCGCACAGAGCCCAGUGCCCUCAGCAGCAGCAGCAGCAGCAGCAGCAGCAGCAGCAGCAGCAGCAGCAGCAGCAGCAGCAGCAGCAGCAGCAGCAGCAGCACGACCAGCAGCAGCAGUAGGAGGCAGUGACGGCAGCGCAGGUGCCCCGACAGGUGAUGGUAGGAGCGGGCAAGGAGCAGGCGUGGAAGGAGGAAGAGGGGGAGGGGGAGGGGGAGGGGGAGGAGCAUCAGGGGCAGCAGCAGCGGCGGCGGGGGAAGGCGAGGAGGAGGCGGGAAUGGUGUUUCAGCGCUCCAUCAGUCUGUCGGCACGCCUCUUUGCAGAUAAGGACGCCAUGGCCGCCCCUCUCGGAGUCCCUGUAGGAACUGUCAUGGGAGCGGCGGGGGGAGGGGCGGAGGGGCGGGGAGGCGCUGGGCGGGAGGGCGAGGCUGGAGGGGCGCCCAGUGCGCCCGUAGAGGGUGUGAGAUCAGAAGGCGGAGGGUCCGGGCGGUUGAGUGCGGUGCCAGGCGGUGGUGGCAGGGGGCGGGGCCGCGCGGGUGCGAGGCGGCACAUGCGGUUUGCGAGUGUGGACCUGAGCCGUGCUGCGGACGGUCUGGGCUUUCAGGUGAGCAGCCUGGUAGGGGAUGAGCCAACGGUCCACCCGCCUCAGCUGCCAUUCCUGCAGCCACGGCCGCCGCCACAGCAGGCACAGCAGCCGCAGCAGCAGCAGCAGCAGGCGCAGCAACAGAAGCAGCAGCAGCAGCAGCGGCGGCGGCAGUCCCCUCUUCAUCCUGCUGCCUCCCCCAUGCGCCCCCGCCCCCCCUCAGGCUCGCCCGCCUCUGCGCGCCCUGCACUCUCCCACGUGCGCCACCCGUCCUACAUCUGGCCCCACGUGCACUCCGCCCCCCCCGCCCCCCCAGCCAGUGCAGCGCCGGCAGCAACGGCGAGUGCGGGUGGUGGGGCAGGCGAGGGGGAGGUGGGUGGUGGCUCUACCAAUGGACGGGCUGGGGCAGGCACUAGGGGAGGGAUGGUGGCAGCGGCAGGGGGGGCAGCAGCAGCAGCGAGCGCAGGAGGUGGCAGUGCUGCUUCCGCUGCUGCGGGCGGCCGUGCUGCUGCUUCUCCUGAUGCUCCUGCUGCUGCAGCAGCGGUGUGUGGUGCUGGCAGUACUGGCGGUGCUGGCAGGGGCUCCGGUGUGGGUGACACAGGUGAAGCAGAGGGGGGAGUGUCGUCCCCCCCCAGCAGCAGCGGGGGCGAGUGGGAGCAGUCUCCAGACCACCUCUUCAUGCGCCACCAGACCACCCCCUGCCGCCUGCAGGGCGCUCACGCCCACGAGAACGCCCACGCGCACAGCCUGGCACUGUCCCCUGCUGCUGCCCCUGGCAGCGCGGCAUCGCUGGUCUCAGAUGGGCCGGGGUCGGAGGCGGGUAGCUCGUGGGGUGAUGGCGAGCAGUGGGAGGCACACAUGGCGCUGCACGGGGGUGCGGGGCAGGCGGGUGGGGCAGAGGGGCAUGCGGAGGGGCAGUGGCAUGGCGGGCAGCAGCAGCAGCAGCAGCAUGAGCGGCAGCUGUCGCCUCUGAAGCCGCGAGACGCAUCCCCACAGGCGAACCUGCAGCAGGUCCCGCCUCACCACCAGCAGGCCGCGUCGGCUCUGCACACACCGCCCCGCCGCUCCCCCCUGCAGCAGCAACAGCAGCAGCAGGGACAGCAGGGGCAGGCGCAGGGUCGCACUGCUGCUCCAUCGCUCACCGCACCCUCUGCCAUCCCGCACACUCUCUCACCUGCCCGCUCGCCUGCUCAUGCCACCUCCCAUGCUCCUCACCUCACUCCCCUGCAGCGACAGCAGCAGCAGCAGCUGCAGAAACUGCACCAGGCACAGACCGCCCCGGCAGCACAGGGGGGAUUCCGUAGCAUGAGUGUGGGCGCCGCACACCACACCUCACAAUAUACCUCCAAACCCUCUCAACCCGCCCUCCCCCCAGCCUCCCCCCAGCGCCCUAUUCCUGGCUUCUCCCCUCUGAUUGCCGCCCGCAAUUCCAUGUCUGCGCCAGCCGGGCAGAUGAAACACCGCAAGUCGGGCAGCUUCGACAAAGGUUCAGGGAAGCGGCGGGUUCCGGGCAGCCUGGGGAAGCUGAGGAUGAACAAGGAAAGGGGGUGGUGGGGUGGCAGCCCAGGGUCCAUCUUCUCCCGCUCUGCCACCACUGCUGCACCCUCCUCCUCUUCUGCCCACUCCACCGACCCUGAUGCUGACUCCCAUGGGCCCUCCAAAGGCAACUGGCGGCGCCUCGUGGGCAAGCGGGCAGGCAGCCCGCAGCACGGCAGGCGUGGCCACGGGGGCAGCAGCAGCAGCGGGCAUGGAGGGGUGGUUUCACGCGCCGCGCGUGCGGUGACGGUGUUUAAAGCCGGGCACAAGGGGGGCGUGGGGCACAAGCUGGGGUUCAAGGGCAUGGGGGCGGUGAGCCUGCCCCUCAUGGGGGGAGGAGGGGGAAGCCACGGGGGGAUGCAGGACGGCAUGAGUCUGCUGAGUGCAGGCGAAGAGGCCGUGGCCCUGGCACUGGCAGCAGCGGCGGCAGCGGCAGCGGCAGCAGCGGCGGCGGAGGUGCCGUGGGUGGCGAUGGUGGUGCCAGGGGAGGAGGGCGAGGGGAUGCUGCCGUCAUCCCCGCAUGGGGGGCUGUCGUCACCGCUGCCGUUCAAGGCGGGCAACGAGUGGGCGAUGGAGGUGCGCGCUCGCAUGCAGUGCGAUGAGACUGCCAGUGGUAACUAUGAGCUUUGGGACGAAGAGCUCGCUCCUCCUGCUGCUCCUGCUGCUGGUGGUGCAGGCGGGGAGGAGGGCGCACCAGUAGCAGGAGAUGUGGCAGGAGCAGCAGUGGCAGCAGAAGGUGGGAAGGAGGGGGCAGCAGGAGGUGGGGGAGAUGAGCGGGUGGGGCUGCAGAACAUGCUGGUACUGGACCUCUACCCCGCCCUCUCCCCCCUCGUGCUCCACGCCCGCAAGGCACCCCGCCCCCCUCAUGCUGCUGCUGCUGAUGCUGGUGAUGGUGAUGGUGAUGGUGAUGGUGAUGGUGAUGGUGGUGGUGAUGGUGGUGGUGAGAUUGAAGCAGAAUCCAGGGGGGAUGGGAGUGGCGGGGAGGCGCAGCAUGAAGGUGAGGGAAUGGGGGGGAAGAUGGAGCAGGUGAAUACAGGGGGGGAUGAUGGAGAGGCAGGUUCAGGUGGGAUUCAUGAGGAGGUUAGCAUCGCAAUGCUGGAAAGCAGUUCAGCACAGGAGAGUCAAGGCUGUGGGCAGGUGAUAUCUGGGGAAGCUGCACCUGUGCUAGCUGGUGCAGGAAUAGACCAGGAGGCAAGGGCUAGUUUGAAAGAGGUUGCUAUUUAUCAGCCUGUGCUUGUAUAG